UGGACGUUUCGUUCGUCGCGCGUUCGGGAGCAAAAAAAACGAAAAAUGAUUAAAACCCAACGCCCGCCCAGAGCCAAUAAGAUUAGCAAUUGCAGAGCAGUUGCAGAGUGCCAUGUGUGAAGUGCAUCCGCAGUUGUACAAUGCAAAUGCCGAAGGACAAUAGCAACAAUGCCAGUUCGAUACAUACACACAGACGAGGGCCGAUGAAAAACUGGUAUAUAAAAGACGCCAAAAGCUUGCGAAAAAGAGAGCAAACGCGCCCCUAACUUGGCUGCAGGAUAUCCAAGAAAAGGCGACUCAAAACAGGCGACGAUUUGACAGGGACAGGAUAAACAAGAAGAGCAACAAACCGUCCGCGAUGUCACAACAACACCCCCAUCACGCCCACCCCCACUACCACCACUACCCGCCCCCUGCGACGCCCAUGUCCCUGCAGCAGCAGCAGCCGCAACAGCACCAGCAGUCGCAACAGCAGCAGCAGCAGCACGCCAAUUGGUACUCACAUGUUGCUUCCUACCCCACACCCCACUCGGCCUUCAGCUCCGCCCACCCCUCCCCCUGCAAGGCCACCAACAACAACAUCAUCAUGGGUGGUGGCUAUGGCUCAGGGGUACCAGGGGGUGUUGGUGGUGGCACGCAGGGGUAUUAUGGCGCCGCUGGCGGUGGCCUCAAUGUCAGUGGGGCGGCGGUGGGUGGUGGCCCAGGCUACGGCCUUGGGGCCAACACAGUGGCAUAUGCCCACAACCAACUGCUGCAGUACCAACAACAGCAACAGCAACAACAGCAGCAGCAACAUCAGCAACUUCAACAGCAUCUAAACCCGCAGCGCUCCUAUAUGGGCCACGAAAUCAUGACCGGCAGCUACCCUUAUAUCAAAAGCGAACCGCUGGAGGCUUUCCAGCAGCCCCCCAAUCCCAUGGCCCCGCCCCCAGCUCCAGAAAUAUUAAUAAAAUCGGAACCUAUUGAUGAACAUUCCUACAAGUCCAACUAUAUAGACGAUAACACGCCAUUUGCCGACUUCAGCAAGUUCAGCGAAUUCAGCGAGGACAUGCUGAGUCCCAAAGUGGAGUUGACCGUCAAGGAUGAGUCCUACGGAAGAAAUCCCAACAGCUUUCUGCGCCGGAAACAGCAGUUGGAUCGCAGCGCCGAAAGUCUGCCGAUCUGCCAGCGUUGCAAAGAGGUUUUCAAGAAGCAAACCUAUCUGCGGCAUGUGGCCGAGAGCAACUGCGGCAUACAGGAGUACGACUUCAAGUGCAGCACCUGCCCCAUGUCCUUCAUGACCACCGAGGAGCUGCAGAGGCACAAGCACCAGCACCGGGCAGACAGGUUCUUCUGCCACAAGUACUGCGGCAAGCACUUUGACACGAUCGCAGAGUGCGAGGCGCACGAGUACAUGCAGCACGAAUACGAGAGCUUUGUGUGCAACAUGUGCUCAGGAACCUUCGCCAAUCGAGAGCAGCUAUAUGCACAUCUUCCUCAACACAAGUUCCAGCAGCGAUUCGACUGUCCCAUCUGCCGUUUAUGGUACCAGACAGCCCUCGAGCUUCACGAGCAUCGCCUGGCAGCACCAUACUUUUGUGGCAAAUACUACACGGGCGGACAGUCCUCCUCAGCUUCACAGCCGCAGACACAGCAGCACCAAAACCAGACGAAUUACAAGCUACAAGAUUGCCAUAUGGCAACCAUGGAAAUGCCCACCGCCCCGCAUCACAAAUCUAACCCAUCCAGCUCAUCCUUGCCGGCUACAGCUGCACUAAAUUCACUGCUGCAGCAGCGGCAGGCGAAUGCCGAUGGAGCGGCCAUGUUUGCCGCAUCCGCGCUGAAGAAUGAGGUGAAUGUUAAGCUAGAGCGUAGCUAUAGCAACUCGACCAGUGAGUCAUCCUACAGCGUUCAGGAUAGCAGCUACAACAAUGCCUAUGGCAGCGAUAGCUCCAUCCACGGCGGAGCCAUCGCGGGUCCGCAGGCCCAUUCUUCCACGCUGGACGACUCCGAGGACGCCCUGUGCUGUGUACCGCUGUGCGGAGUGCGCAAAAGCACAAGUCCCACGCUGCAGUUUUUCACGUUCCCCAAGGACGAGAAGUACCUCAACCAGUGGCUGCACAAUCUCAAGAUGUUCCACAUACCCGCCGCAAGCUACACCAAUUUCCGCAUCUGCAGCAUGCACUUCCCGAAGCGCUGCAUCAACCGCUACUCGCUGUGCUAUUGGGCGGUGCCCACCUUCAACCUGGGCCACGACGACGUAGCCAAUCUCUACCAGAACCGGGAACUUACCAACACCUUUACUACCGGCGAAGUAGCCCGCUGCAGCAUGCCACACUGCACCAGCCAACGGGGUGAGAGCAACCUGAAGUUCUACAAUUUUCCCAAGGACAUCAAGAGCCUGAUCAAGUGGUGCCAGAACGCACGACUUCCUGUGCAGGCGAAGGAGCCGCGACACUUCUGCAGCCGCCACUUUGAGGAGCGCUGCAUCGGCAAGUUCCGACUGAAGCCCUGGGCGGUGCCCACUUUGCAUCUGGGUGCCCAAUAUGGCAAGAUACACGACAAUCCAAAGAAUCUCUACGUGGAGGAAAAACGCUGCUGCCUGAACUUCUGCCGCCGAAGCCGAUCCUCUGACUUCAAUAUGUCGCUAUAUCGAUUCCCCAGAGACGAGGUGCUCCUGCGGCGCUGGUGCUAUAAUCUCCGCCUGGAUCCGGGAGUGUAUCGCGGAAAGAACCAUAAAAUAUGCAGCGCCCACUUUAUCAAGGAGGCGUUGGGUCUGCGGAAACUAUCACCGGGUGCCGUUCCAACGCUCCACCUGGGUCACACUGACACCUUUAACAUCUACGAGAACGAGCUGUGGCCCCCGCCGACAGCCUCUGGCAGUGGCCUCCAGCAGCACCAGGCGCAACAUCACACCUCGCAACACUCAUUGCAGCAGCAGCUGCACAGCAAAUCCUACCAGCGUCACUCGGCGGCCUCUACGUCGUCCUCGGCCAGUUCUGCCACCUCGCACUACGUGGAUCCGGAAAUGAACGCCUCCUAUCUGGCCAUGGGUGCCGGCGGAUCCUCGGCGAUUAACGCCAGCGACUGCAUGGACAUCUGCUGCGUGCCUAGUUGCGAGAGCAAGCGGCACAACAACGAGAACAUUACAUUCCACACCAUCCCACGCCGGCCGGAGCAAAUGCGCAAGUGGUGCCACAACCUGAAGAUACCCGAGGAAAAGAUGCACAAGGGCAUGCGGAUCUGCAGUCUGCACUUCGAGCCCUACUGCAUCGGCGGCUGCAUGCGUCCGUUUGCGGUGCCCACCCUUCAGUUGGGUCACGAUGACGAGGAUAUUCAUCGGAAUCCGGACGUGAUUAAGAAGCUCAACAUCCGGGAAACGUGCUGCGUCGCCGUUUGCAAACGAAAUCGGGACAGGGACCAUGCCAACCUGCAUCGGUUCCCUAGCAACGUGUCGCUACUGACAAAGUGGUGUGGCAAUCUGCAGCGGUCUGUUCCGGAUGGCAGUAAGCUUUUCAACGACGCCAUCUGCGAGGUGCACUUCGAGGAUCGAUGCCUGCGCAACAAAAGGCUAGAAAAGUGGGCGGUGCCCACCCUGAUUCUGGGUCACGAGAACAUCCCCUAUCCGCUGCCAACGCCGGAACAGGUGGCCGAGUUCUACGCUCGACCCACGGCUCCCAAUAAUGGCGAGGAGCAGGGCGAGUGCUGUGUAGAGAGCUGCAAGAGGAAUCCCAGUGUGGACGACAUCAAGCUAUACCGGCCGCCUGAGGAAGCCUCUGUGCUGGCCAAGUGGGCGCACAACCUGCAAACGGAGGCCGGUCAGCUGACGAGUAUGAGGAUCUGUAAUCUUCACUUCGAGGCACACUGCAUUGGCAAGCGAAUGCGGCCGUGGGCCAUACCCACACUAAAUCUGGCAGGUAACAUAGAGAAUCUCUACGAGAAUCCGGAGCACUCAAUGCUGUACAAGCGACGAACUCAUGCAAAGACUAAGCUUCCGGCCUCGGUGAAGCCCACUUGGGUGCCCAGGUGCUGUCUUCCACAUUGCCGCAAAGUUCGAGCUCUUCACAACGUCCAACUGUAUCGCUUCCCCAAGCUCAAUCGCUCCACUCUGGCCAAGUGGUCGCAUAAUCUGCAGGUUCCCAUGGUGGGUAGUGCCCAACGCCGGCUAUGUUCGGCUCAUUUUGAGCCGCAUGUGCUGAGCAAGAAGUGUCCGGUGCCGCUGGCGGUGCCCACGCUAGAUCUUAACUCUCCGCCCGGCCUGAAAAUCUACCAGAAUCCGGCCAAGCUGAAGGCAAGCAAGCUGUGCCUACAGCGGGUGUGCAUAGUAGAAAGCUGUCGCAAGACGAGGGCGCAGGGCGUCCAGCUAUUCCGACUUCCCCAUAGUCCCACGCAGCUGCGCAAGUGGAUGCACAACAUCAAGACGCGUCCGAGGGCGGCGAUGAGGGCUCAGUACCGGGUUUGUUCCCGCCAUUUUGAGACGCACUCGUUCAAUGGCCGGAGACUAAGUGCUGGCGCCAUUCCCACCCUGGAACUGGGUCAUGACGACGAGGACAUCUAUCCCAACGAAGCUCAGGCCUUUGCGGACGAGCACUGUGUUGUGGAGGGCUGCGAGGCAUCCAAGGAACAGGCGGAUGUGAGACUCUUCCGUUUUCCGACCGAUGACGACGACAUGCUGUGGAAGUGGUGCAACAACCUCAAGAUGAAUCCCGUGGAUUGCACCGGAGUGCGCAUAUGUAACAAACACUUCGAAGCGGAUUGUAUCGGACCCAAGCACCUGUACAAGUGGGCUAUUCCCACCCAAGAACUGGGCCACGACGACGCCCAGAUCGAGCUGAUACCGAAUCCCAAGCCAGAGGACAGGUAUGUGGACCCGGUGUUCAAGUGCAUCGUACCCACUUGCGGAAAGACGCGUCGCUUCGACGAGGUGCAGAUGAACAGCUUCCCCAAGGACCCGAAUCACUUCCAACGCUGGCAGCACAACCUGCGGCUGGAGCACCUUAAUUUCCUGGAACGCGAGCGCUAUAAGAUCUGCAAUGCCCACUUUGAGGAUAUCUGUAUUGGCAAGACACGGCUGAACAUAGGUUCAAUUCCCACUUUGGAGCUUGGUCACGACGAAACGGAGGACCUGUUCCAGGUAAAUCCGGAGGAGUUGCAGAGUAACCUUUUCGGACGCCAGCGGCGGGUUCACGAGGAAUCAGGCGGAAUAAGCAUCAAGCAGGAACUUUCGGAGCCGGAAGACAUUAAGCCGGAUGUGACGAUCAUGUCCGGUCUCAGAGAUCCCAUUACCAGACAGGCUAAGUUCAAGAAAACGAUGUGCGAACUAAAGUGCUGUGUGCACAGCUGUGGACGCAGUCGCCUGGAGCACGGAGCUCGGCUCUUUCCGUUUCCCACCGGCAAGCAGCAGCAUCUCAAGUGGCGCCACAAUCUGCGCCUGGAGCCCGACGAGGUGGACCGUUCGACGAGGGUUUGCAGUGCCCACUUCAAUCGGCGCUGCAUCGACGGCAAGCAAUUGAGGAGCUGGGCAAUGCCCACCCAGCAAUUGGGUCAUCAGGAGCAGCCGAUCUACGAGAACCCAAAGAACAUUCCAGGAUUCUUCACGCCCACCUGUGCCCUCGGUCACUGUCGCAAGCGGAGGAGCAUCGACAACGACCUGCGCACGUAUCGGUACCCAAGAAGUGAGGAUCUGCUGGAGAAAUGGAGGGCGAAUCUGCGACUAUCGCCGGAUCAGUGCCGCGGUCGCAUUUGUGCGGAUCAUUUUGAGGCCCAAGUGCGAGGCAAGCUGAAGCUCAAGACUGGGGCGGUGCCCACUUUAAAACUGGGCCAUGAUGAGGGCUUAAUAUUCGACAAUGAGGCCAUUAAGGUGGGCGUGCCAGAAGAUGAGGAAGGCAGCUCGGAGUUGCCGCGACUGAAGCCCAAAAGGGAGCCAAUCGAUGAGGAGGAGGAAGACGGCGAGGUUGACGAGGAGCACCAUGACCAGGAUAACGAGGAUGAAGAUGAGAAAGACGACCACUAUUUUGAUCCCCUUGAACUGGUUGAGACCUUUGCCGAGCAUGCAUCCGAUGAGGAAGCGGAAUAUCGUGGGGAUGAGGAGGACGAUCGAGACGAAGAGGACCUGGAGGAAGUCCUGCCGGACAUGCCACCCACUCCUCCAAUCGUGCCUCUGCGUCGCGAAAAGCCCGCCAACAAUGUGACGCCCAUUUGCUGCCUCAAGCACUGCAGAAAGGAACGCACUGCCUUUCACUUGCUCAGCACCUUUGGUUUCCCCAAGGAUCGCCAGCUGCUGCUUAAGUGGUGCGCAAAUCUCCACCUCAAUCCGGAUGACUGCAUCGGCCGAGUUUGCAUCGAGCACUUCCAGUCGGAGGUACUCGGAACCCGUAAGCUUAAGCAGAAUGCAGUGCCCACUCUCAAUGUAGGACAUAAUGAGCCACUCAAAUACUCAUACAACGGCGUGGACCAGGAUCAGGAGCAAUCGCCGGCACAGCAGUCGGUUUUUCGGCUUUGGAGCCUAAAACACUGCCGCAAGAGGAAACUAACAGAGCCGCCGGACAUUCGCCCAAGCAAGUGGAAUUCGAUGGAGGUUCAGAUGAUGCGGAGAUUGAAGAUGGAAAUGCAGAUAGAGAGGGAGAUCAAGAUGGAGAUGAAGAUGGAGCGGGAGAUAAAGACAGAGGCGAAGACUCCAACGAAGAAUCUGAGGGAGAGUGAAGUGGAAAGAUGUUGCAUCAGCACCUGCGAAAACAAGGAUGUUAGCCAGUUACUUCCAAUGCCUGAGGACCCAACUCUUUUAAGAAAAUGGCAGCAUAACCUGAAGCUGUCAAUGGACACGGUGCCAAGCAAGAUUCGCGUAUGCCUGGAUCAUUUUGAGCCGAAAGUUGUGCGAAAUAGAAAGCCCACAGAGCAGGCAGUACCGACCUUAAAACUGGACCAAAUAAGUUCGAACAUCUACAGAAACAACGGGUCGUGUUUGGUGCCCGACUGCGCCAGUUCCCUUUCGGAUCGCUUGAGCUUUGUGGAUUUGCCGGAAAAUAUGGUCAUAAGAGCGGAAUGGAUGUCCUACCUAAAACUGUCUCUCAGUGAGGGACUAUUAUGUGGUAUCCACUUUAUAGAACUGUAUGAGAAUGUGGUUUUGCCAAAGGUUUUGCCCGCACAAGAUUUCGAAAUGCUGCAUUUGACUUUUGAUGAAUUUAAAUGCGCUGUGCCGGACUGCUCCUCCAAAAUUGACCAUGAUCUUCAGCUUGUCCCGCUGCCAGACAAGGAAGUGACUCUUUUUAAGUGGCUGCAUAACACUAAGAUUGCAUACGAUCAAUCAAGGCAUAAGAGCUAUCGCAUCUGUCUGCAUCACUUUGAGCCAACGUGCCUAGAGUCGGAUUUACCGAAGGUUUGGGCUUUACCCACUUUGCAUCUGAACCAUGAGGACAAGAUUCAUUUGAAUCCUGGCCAGGAAUCCCGCAGUGAAACCCCUAAUAGCAACUCCAGACUGACUCCUCUAAGAAUAAAGACAGAUCUUGCCUCACUAGGCAGUCCCUGCGCGAGUGCAAGUCCCAGUCCUCGAGGCAGGAUCAGGAUAUGCUGCAUUCCUUCAUGCGGACAGUUUGGGAAUAGUCAAAUACGUCUCUACCGCUUCCCCACCGAAGAGCAGGCCUUGCUACGUUGGCUGGUGAACACACAGCAACAGCCUCGCCUGGUGGAUCCCCUCGAGCUUUACGUGUGCCAGUCCCACUUCGAACCCGAUGCCAUAUGCAAGAAGCAGCUUCGCAGCUGGGCGGAGCCCACCUUGAACCUGGGCCACGACGGUCAUGUCAUCCCCAAUGCCAGGCACAACGGGAACAUCGCCGACAGCCAGGAGACUGAGCAAGCGAUGACGUUCAUCCGGGAACGCUAUUGCUCCGUACUGACCUGCUUCCAGGCUGAAGGUAAUGGAGUGAGGCUCUAUGAGUAUCCCAAGGAUAUGGCAACUAUACGAAAGUGGGCAGCAGCAUGUCGACAUCGCUCCAUGCAAGCCAGCAGCCAUGGGUUCAAAGUGUGCCAGUCUCACUUUGCUCCGGAGUGCUUCGAUCCUAUCACUUUAGAUCUGAUUGACGGAUCGGUUCCCACUCUGGAGUUGAGUAGAGAUGACAUUGAACGACACUGCCUAGUGUCGGGAUGUGUGAAGGAUGCGACUGGAGAACGUCUGCGCUACUACAAGGUGCCAAAGACUGCGGCUCAGCUGGAUGCCUGGAGUAAUAACCUGAAGAUCAAUUCUAUGGACCUCCUUCAGGGAGAUCAGCUCAUCUGCGAGCGUCACUUUGAAUCCUUUUGCUUUGGUGCCAGCAAGGGACUGCGGCCUGGAGCGCUUCCAACUCUCCAGCUAGGUCAUGACGAAGAGGUGGAGAUGUUACCCAAUCCUGAAAGCCUCUGCCAGAGCAAGUCGCAGGUUUGCUGCGCCCCAGGAUGCGGUAGUAUUUGGCAGCUUGGAGAAACUCACUUCAGUGGAUUUCCCAAAGUAUGGGCGUUGGCCGACAAAUGGAUGUAUAAUCUCCGACUGAAAGCAUCUAAGGAUCAGAUAGGCAAGCUGAAAGUCUGCGGUUCCCAUUUCGAAGCCUCCCUAUUCGAUAAAAGCGGAUUAAUAUUUGGUGCGAUCCCCACUCUGGAGCUGGGUCAUUCCUCUCCGGACAUUUUUCAAACGGAUAAGCAAAGCCUUGGCAAGAGCUUAAAGUUGUCCAAGCGUUCCCAGAUAGCGGAGACCGAUUGCUGUUAUCCUGAGUGCAAGGAACUGUCUAAAAGCUUGUCAUUCAAUCUGCCCCAGGAUGAGCACCUUAGAAUAGCAUGGUUGCGUCAUUUGGGCAUGGAAGAGCCGUCGAAUGGUGUCGCACUGCUUUGCCCGCUGCACUACGUCAUUCUAUAUGAGCUUAGUGUCAAAAGUUUUCCAGAGCAUGUUCCAAAUCGAAUACUUGAGGAUAAUUACCAUUCUGCUAGGAGCAACAGGCGUGUAAAGAUCGUUAGCUGUGCGGUCAGAGGUUGUGAUAUGAUCCGGCCCCGGGAUAAGGUUCUCCUGCACGGAUUGCCGCAAAGAAAAGACAUCCUGAUGAUGUGGGUAGAAAAUGGCCAGUUGGAGAUCACCGAGCAGCAGCAACAGUACAUGCUCAAGGUAUGCCGCAAUCACUUUGAGUCACGAUGCUCGUUUGACGACAGGCGUUUGCAUCCUUGGAGCGUUCCCACUCUACUUUUACCAGCUGAUCCAGUGUAUCAGAUUCCCACCAAAGAGGAGUGGCUGGAGAUGACGGCCAAAAUUAGACAGGAUCCAGGGGAAAUCAAUGAGGAAAGGGAGGAAGAGCUGCCGGUGCAGGAAGAGGAUGAGGCGGAUAACUCUCUGUUGGAGCCAAUUGUGAGAAUGGAGCACAUCGAGUCGGAGGAGGAAGACUCGGAGAUGCAGGCCCUGGAGGUGCUCUUGGAGGUCGGUCACGUUGAGCGGAUGGACAGCUACGAACACGUGGACACCGAACAUGCAACCUACCAAUCUGGUGGCAUUCGGAACCAGUAUAAUGCGAACCACUGCGCCGUUGAGGGAUGUGAGGUGACCGCCGAGGACGUGGACGGAACCAUCAAGCUGCACAAGUUUCCCGCCUCUUCGGAGGCCGCCCAAAAGUGGAUGCACAACACCCAAGUUCACAUGGACGAGAAGUUCUGGUGGCGCUAUCGCAUUUGCAGUUACCAUUUCGACCAGGAGUGCUUCCAGAGCGCCAGGAUUAAGAAGGGAGCGAUGCCCACACUGCUUUUGGGACCUAAUAGACCGGACAAGCUGUACGACAAUGAAUUCGCAUUGCAGGAGGCAGAAGAGCCGCCUCCCUUGCCAGCAGAAGUUCUGUUAGAGGAGCAAGAGGAGCCGCUAAUUGAAAAGGUGACCAAUCUGUGCCUGCCGCCGCCAGCUCCGCCUCGAAAGUCUAGCAAGUUUUGCCAGGUAGACGGAUGUACGAAUCACCUGACCACCGAGAACAUGACGCUACACAAGUUUCCCCACUCAGAGGACAUGUGCCUCAAGUGGCAGCACAACACGCAGGUGCCAUUCAAUCCCUACUACCGGUGGCGGUAUCGCAUCUGCAGUGCCCACUUCCAUCCCGUGUGCCUGGUGAACAUGCGCCUAGUCCACGGCAGCGUGCCCACCUUGAAGCUGGGAACUAAGGCUCCCACCGAGCUCUUCGACAACGACUUCGAGGCCAUCAACCUAAGGCUGGACAAGCGGUCGGGAGCGGAGCCAAGUUCCGUGCAGAUCAAGGAGGAACGGGAUGAGGAUGAAGACUCAAUGCUGUUCCUAGAGCCCGAACUGCAGCUGCACGAAGACAAAGAGGAGGAGGAAAUGGCAGAGACGCAAAUACCCUUCAAUCACUCCAACUGGAAGAGCCAGCUCCGCCUGCCCGUAAAACAGGUGAAGGUGUACUACAACCAGGUGAAGUCAGGCUACGAUAAGUGCUCGUUGAGUCAUUGCCAGCGACAGAGAUCUCAGCACGGCGUCCACAUCUACAAGUUUCCGAAAUCAAAGCAACAACAGGACCGUUGGAUGCACAACCUCCGCAUUCGUUACGAUGAGCGGCGACCCUGGAAGUUCAUGAUCUGCAGUGUGCACUUUGAGCCACACUGCAUCAGUCUGAGAAAGCUGCGUCCCUGGGCGGUGCCCACGCUGGAACUGGGCGACAAUGUGCCGGAGAAGAUCUUCACAAACGAGCAAUGCCAGGAACUUUCCACUGAUCGCAGCGAGGCGGACAGUGAAGGCGACGAGGAGGAGGAUGGCCUGCAGGAGGACGAGGAAGAGGAGGAGGAAGAGUAUGACGAGGACAUGGAGCCGGAGGUUCGCGUCAAGCGGGAGCGACGUUCCAAGCUGGAUCCUUGGCCUCCCGGGCAGGUUCCGCCCUGGAAGGUCAAGCAGUGCUGCCUUCCAUAUUGCCGUGCUUUCCGGGGUGAUGGCAUCAAGCUUUUCCGACUGCCUAACAAUCGCAACUCCAUCCGCAACUGGGAAGUGGCAACAGGAAUGGUUUUCAAGGAGUCACAGCGAAACACUCGUCUGAUCUGUAGCCGCCAUUUCGAGCCCGAGCUGAUUGGAGUAAGGCGUCUCAUGCGAAACGCCAUCCCCACAAGGCAUUUGAAUUCCCAAGGAGCACCUGACGAUGUGAAGAGGAAGCCGGAUCCUCCUGUUCCCAUUGCAACUUGCUGCAUGGCUGACUGCCAUCACAAUGGAAACGUCAAGCUGCACAAGUUUCCCAGUGAUCCCGCGCUGCUUAGGCAGUGGUGCCAAGCACUCCGACUAACGGAUACGCAACGAUACCGGGGCAAACAUAUCUGCUCGGUCCACCUGCCCACCGACAAGACGAUUAGCUGCGUUGUCUGCGGGGUGGACAACGUUCAGCUGCCGAUGCUGGACUUUCCGCAGCAGCGCAAUCAACGCGCAAAGUGGUGCUACAAUCUCAAGAUCGAGGCCAUACCAAAGUGGGACCACUCCAAGCACAUCUGCUGUCGUCACUUUGAGUCCCAUUGCUUUGUCCAGCCGGAUGAACUACGACCAGGAGCGAUUCCCACGCUGCAUCUGAAUCACGAUGAUACAAACAUAUUCCUUCUCGACUAUGCCGCUGGUCCGACGGGCAAUCGGAUCAAAGACGAGCCCUUGUUCAACGACGACAUGCUGCUGGUUUAGUCUACCCACAAGGAAUCAUUUUAGUCUAGUUUUAGCUGUACCAUUUUAUAGACCUUUUUGUACAUUCAUUGUACCAAUGCCACAUCACGUCUUCUAGUUUUACCAUGUAGUCUCUACCGGUGAUUUUAAUGCGUUAUUAACUCGUAAGUGGCUUUAGGAUAAAACGCCAUACAAAGAAACAAACAACACACAAUGUUCCUUAAGUUUUUGUUUUUACUUUUUAUACAUCGUACUUUAACUGUGAAUGAAAUGUGUUUUAGUUUCCAUGAUACAUAUAUAGAUAUAAACUAUAGACGCAUACAUAUUAUGUAAUAUCCUUGAGCGUAUAUGUGUAGACUUGUAGAAGAUGACCCAAUAAUAGUUGGUGUUUUUCUAAAUAUACAUAUUACUGAAAUUGAAACUGAGCGAAUUGAAAAGAGUAUGAUUAACUCAUAAUAUCAUACAUAGCAUUUCUUUUUGGGAAAAAGGCUCUGUAAAUCAAAAAUAAAAGGUAUUCCUUACUAACAAAUAUGGUAA
Messenger RNA from Drosophila rhopaloa, 12154 nucleotides. RefSeq lists its product as uncharacterized. The record is from RefSeq and is a predicted model, not a curated record. Gene Ontology annotation, molecular function: sequence-specific DNA binding. Lineage: Eukaryota; Metazoa; Arthropoda; Insecta; Diptera; Drosophilidae.